Molecule: messenger RNA, 3177 nt
Organism: Boleophthalmus pectinirostris (great blue-spotted mudskipper)
Lineage: Eukaryota; Metazoa; Chordata; Actinopteri; Gobiiformes; Gobiidae
Gene: gaa
Product: alpha glucosidase
Exons: 19
Coding region: 312-3083 (923 amino acids)
Biological process (GO): lysosome organization; glycogen catabolic process
Cellular component (GO): lysosomal membrane
Molecular function (GO): carbohydrate binding; alpha-1,4-glucosidase activity
Source: RefSeq, a predicted model, not a curated record
UGUGAAGCGCAUAAGGAUUUUUGUCCAUUGGAGCUUACCUUACUUGACCCAUAACAACCUUUUAGCUUGUCCUCUCACUCGGUUGUCUAAAUUAUUCAUUCUUUACAAAUGAUGAUUCUUGAUUCUUUGGCAAGUCGGUACGUAACUGUUACUUGUCAACUAAAAAGGAAAUGACACCGCACACAGAAACUUUGGAGUUGCUAGCUAAUGCUAACGGCUAACUUAAGCUAAAAACAAAGUGUAGAUAUGAUUUUUUCCGUGUGCGUUUUCUAGUUAUCAGAGUGCACUGCAUUCGGCUGCAAAGAUAAGACAUGAGACUCAGAUUGCAUUACCAUGAAUCUGGCUCAAUCGCUGCAGUUUCUGUAGCGUUUGCUUAUGUUAACUUGUUAAUAGUUGCUGCCUCCUGCAGUGAUGUUUGGAGAUAUGAAAAUCAAAUUAAGAACCACACAUUGAGGGAGAUUAGUACAGGUUCCAAAAAUGAGAAAAUGUCUAAUAUUUUUUCUAAAAACGACAAGUGUGCCAUGGCGCUCGAGCGUCGCUUUGACUGUGCCAGAGAUAAAGUCGUCAGUCAGUCAGAGUGCGAAGACAGGGGGUGCUGCUACGCCCCCCUGUCAGAUUUAGCUGGACCACCAUGGUGCUAUUUUCCGCAUUUGUAUCCUGGCUACGUCAUGGGUCCCCUCACUCCCAGUCAAAGAGGACGGGCAGCCACUUUGACCCUUGCCAAAGCGUCAUACCUUCCCAAAGAGAUACCCACUCUCAAUAUGGAGGUGAUGGAAGAGACUGCAGAAUGCUUACACCUCACUCUAAAAGACCCUACAUCUCCAAGGUAUGAGGUUCAUCUGCCAGGGCAGCAGUCUGCUCCUCAGAGGAAAGCAAGGCCACAGAAUGCCCUAUACUCCAUUCUGUUUCAACAUAACCCUUUUGGUUUUACGGUACUUCGUAAUUCAAAUAAUAGAGUAAUCAUGAACACAACUGUGGCUCCUCUUUUAUUCGCGGAUCAGUACCUUCAGCUGUCAACAACACUGGCUUCCCCCUUUGUGUCUGGCCUUGGAGAACAUUACACUUCCUUAAGUCUAGACCUGAACUGGACAUCUGUAACACUGUGGAACCAAGACACUAAACCCCGUGUUGAUGCAAACCUCUAUGGUUCUCAUCCCUUUUACAUAGUCCAAGAAGAGGAUGGGUUUGCACAUGGAGUUUUCCUGCUAAACAGCAAUGCAGUUGAGGUGGUACUGCAGCCCACCCCUGCUCUUACUUUGGUCGCUCUUGGUGGAAUUCUGGACUUGUAUGUUUUUUUGGGACCUGAUCCAGAAAGUGUAAUACGCCAGUAUCUUCAAGUUAUUGGUUACCCAAUGAUGCCUCCUUACUGGGCUCUGGGCUUUCACCUUUGUCGCUGGGGAUACACAACUAGUAAUACAACCCGACAAGUGGCACAACACAUGCAUGAUGCCAAUUUUCCCAUGGAUGUGCAAUGGAACGACCUAGACUAUGCACAUGAUCGCAGGAUCUUCACCUUUGACCCUUGGCGGUUUGGUGAUCUUCCAGAGAUGGUGCAGGAUUUUCAUGAACGAGGCUUAAAAUAUGUCCUCAUUCUGGAUCCAGGUAUCAGUACCACUAGCCCUCCUGGAUCAUACCCUCCAUUCGAUGAUGGCUUAAAAAGAGAUGUGUUUAUCAAAAAUGCCACUGGAAAUCUUCUCAUUGGGAAGGUGUGGCCCGGACCGACUGCCUUUCCUGACUUCACUAGUCCAGAGACCAGACAAUGGUGGGAGGACUGCAUUAAAGAGUUUAUUUCAAAGGUGCCUGUGGAUGGCCUGUGGAUUGACAUGAAUGAACCCUCCAGUUUUGUGCGUGGCUCAGUAGAUGGCUGUCCUGACACUGAUCUGGAGAGUCCACCCUACACUCCACCGGUUGUUGGCGGCCAGUUAAAUUCAAAAACACUUUGCAUGUCGGCUCAACACCUCCUGUCUACUCACUACAACCUGCAUAAUAUUUAUGGGCUUACAGAAGCAUUUGCCACUUACAAGGCGCUCAUAAAUAUUCAAAGAAAACGACCCUUUGUCUUGUCUCGCUCUUCCUACCCUGGGAUUGGACGUUUUUCUGGAGUGUGGACUGGUGAUGUCACAAGUAACUGGGAUCAGCUUAGAUAUUCAAUCCCUACUGUCCUGAUGUUUGGUCUGUACGGGGUGCCACUUGUGGGAGCAGACGUGUGUGGGUUUGAAGGGAACACUACUGAAGAGUUAUGUGUGCGGUGGAUGCAGCUUGGAGCCUUUUAUCCAUUCAUGAGGAACCACAAUGAUAGGCAAAAUAGACCCCAGGAGCCUUAUGUAUUUGGAAAGAAAUCCCAAGCAGCCAUGCGCAGUGCUCUAAACCUGCGCUACUCUCUCCUUCCAUUCCUUUACACACUGUUUCAUCACGCACACACUUCUGCUGAGACUGUGGCCAGACCCCUUUUUGUUGAAUUUCCUCAUGACCCUAAUUGUCGGACCAUUGACCGACAGUUCUUGUGGGGCAGUGCUCUUCUCAUCAGCCCAGUCCUUGAACAAGGAGUGGUAGAGUUUUCAGCCUACUUCCCCUUUGGCACCUGGUACAGCCUCCUCGAUGGGCAACCUUUCUACAGCAAGGGGCAAUAUUUGCUCCUUUCAGCUCCAUUGGACACCAUCAAUGUUCAUGUCAGAGAGGGACACAUAAUACCUCAGCAGGAAACUGCUUUGACAACCUUGGCAUCCCGCACCAAUCCUUUCUUUCUGACAGUUGCAUUGUCAGCAGGAGGAUGGGCAUGGGGUGACCUGUUUUGGGAUGAUGGAGAAAGUCUUGACACAUUUGAGAAAAGUAGUUAUAGCUAUGUCAUCUUCAUUGCGGGGCAGGCACAGAUUAUAAGUGACCCCGUGAGACUAAACGGGGACCUAGAUGGAUUGGUGCUGGGAGGUGUCCGUGUUUUUGGUGUAUCCUCCCCACCUCACUAUGUUCUAGCCAAUGGGGAGAAAGUCAGUGAUUUUACCUACCACAGUGACACAAAAGCUUUAAUUGUGAACAAGUUGGCCUUGCCCAUGUCAAAGGUUUUCACAGUUCAGUGGGCUCUUUGACACAUACUAAAGAUUUUUUUUAACCCAAAAGCUGAGUAAAACUCCAUUUAUAACGUUUAUUUAAAUAUUGUUAAAUAAAACAUGCACACACACA